Messenger RNA from Mastomys coucha (southern multimammate mouse), 1782 nucleotides. RefSeq names its product butyrophilin like 2 (gene Btnl2). Gene Ontology annotation, cellular component: external side of plasma membrane. The transcript has 10 exons. The record is from RefSeq and is a predicted model, not a curated record. Bases 106 to 1782 code for a protein of 558 amino acids. NCBI's taxonomy places the organism in Eukaryota, Metazoa, Chordata, Mammalia, Rodentia, Muridae. Gene Ontology annotation, biological process: T cell receptor signaling pathway; regulation of cytokine production. Gene Ontology annotation, molecular function: signaling receptor binding.
AUGACUCUAGCUUGUGUUAAGUUAACAAAACAAACAAACAACACAGAAACUGCAGGGCAUGGUGGGUAAUCACAGCUGCACUUUCUUCUGUUUGCUCCAGGGAGCAUGGUGGAUUGCCCACGGUAUAGUCUCUCUGGCGUGGCUGCCUCCUUCCUCUUCGUUUUGCUGACUAUAAAGCACCCAGAUGACUUCAGAGUGGUCGGUCCUGCCCUCCCUAUCCUGGCCAAAGUCGGGGAAGAUGCCCUGCUAACCUGUCAGCUCCUCCCCAAGAGGACCACGGCACACAUGGAGGUGAGGUGGUACCGCUCAGACCCUGACACGCCUGUGAUUGUGUACCGGGAUGGAGCUGAGGUGACCGGGCUACCGAUGGAGGGGUACGGAGGCCGGACAGAGUGGACGGAGGACAGCACUGAAGAAGGGAGUGUGGCUCUAAAGAUUCGCCAGGUCCAGCCAAGUGACGACGGCCAGUACUGGUGCCGCUUCCAGGAGGGGGACUACUGGAGAGAGGCCAGCGUGCUACUCCAAGUGGCUGCUCUAGGUUCUUCCCCAAACAUCCAUGUGGAGGGACCUGGAGAAGGACAGGUCCAGCUCGUGUGCACGUCCCAAGGCUGGUUCCCUGAGCCUGAGGUCUACUGGGAGGGCACCUGGGGAGAAAGGUUGAUGAGUUUCUCUGAGAAUCAUGUGCUGGGUGAAGAUGGGCUGUUCUAUGUGGAAGACACACUGGUGGUCAGGAAUGACAGUGUAGAGACCAUUUCCUGCUUCAUCUACAACCAUGGCCUCAGAGAGACUCAGGAAGCCACCAUCGCUCUGCCAGAGAAACUCCAGACAGAGCUGGCUUCCUCUAGGGUAACUGGAUCUUCCCAGCCUAUUCCUGUUCGAGUCGGAGAGAACAUAGAAUUAACUUGUUACCUCUCACCUCAAACGGAUGCUCAGAGCUUGGAGGUGAGGUGGCUCCGAUCCCGCUAUCACCCUGCAGUCCACGUGUAUGCAAAUGGGGCCCACGUGGCUGGAGAGCAGAUGGUGGAAUACAGAGGGAGGACUUCGCUGGUGACUGACACCAUCCACGAGGGAAAACUGACCCUGCAGAUCCACAAUGCCAGAACUUCAGAUGAGGGGCAGUACCGGUGCCUUUUUGGAAAAGAUGGUGUCUACCAGGAAGCCCGUGUGGACGUGCAGGUGAUGGCGGUGGGUUCCACCCCACGGAUCACCAGGGAGGUCUUGAAAGAUGGAGGCAUGCAGCUGAGGUGUACGUCUGAUGGGUGGUUCCCACGGCCUCACGUGCAAUGGAGGGACAGAGACGGAAGGACGGUGCCAUCAUUUUCCGAGGCCUUUUGGCAAGGGAGCCAGGAGCUGUUCCAGGUGGAGACACUCCUGCUGGUCACAAAUGGCUCAGUGGUGAAUGUGACCUGCUCCAUCGGCCUCCCUCUGGGUGAGGAGAAAACCGCACGCUUUCCUCUCUCAGACUCCAAGAUAGCUUUGUUAUGGAUGACCCUGCCUGUGGUGGUGUUGCCUCUCGCCAUGGCUAUCGACCUGAUCAAGGUGAAACGGCGUCGGACGAACGAACAAACACCCAACAUCAAUCGGGAAAAUAACAACAAUGGCGAAAGCAUGAAAUGUGACCAUCCCUUGCCCGUGCAUGGCAGCUUUAUCUCACCUUCUGGACCCAGCAUGAGAAUACUCAUCCUUCGAGUCUGCCAGUGGACCCAUGGAUCUGGCGCCCACAUAAACAACAGUGCCAGGAUGCAGGAAGAACUCAGGAAGGACACAGAAAGGAUGCUAUAA